AAACAAGUCGCCAGAACUUCCUAUACCGUCGGAAACAUGCGUGCUUUCGCCGUUCUCGCCCUGGUCGCGGUUCUCUUCUUCGCUUCGAGCGAGGCCUUCCUCAAAAAGAAGCUCAUCAUAGGAGGAGCCGCCGCUGGGGCCGCUGGAGCUGUAGGUGCUGCUGGAGGAUUCCUUGCCGGAUCUCAUAUUCCCGGUCUGCUGCACCACCGCCCUCAUCCCGUCAAGCACGUGAGUCACGUCCACGUUCACGAGGCGCCCGUGAAAGUUUUGCACGAACCCAUCAAGGUGGUGCACGCUCCCAUCGAGCACGGCUGGGAAUCCGAAUGGUAAAACGAGUGAGAGAGCUGAGGCUCGUUCGACGAGUACUAUAAUCACCGAAGUGAUGCUUGUAAAUUGAUCCCCAUCUCAUCCUGUGUACAUGUGUUCCUGUUCUUGUCUCUAGUAAAUAAAUGUGUUGUCCGUUGU
Messenger RNA from Galendromus occidentalis (western predatory mite), 465 nucleotides. RefSeq lists its product as uncharacterized. The record is from RefSeq and is a predicted model, not a curated record. The coding region runs from base 37 to 330 and encodes 97 amino acids. NCBI's taxonomy places the organism in Eukaryota, Metazoa, Arthropoda, Arachnida, Mesostigmata, Phytoseiidae. The transcript is spliced from 2 exons.